Paramuricea clavata is the source of this 1605-nucleotide messenger RNA. The record is from the annotation of a GenBank genome assembly. Lineage: Eukaryota; Metazoa; Cnidaria; Anthozoa; Malacalcyonacea; Plexauridae.
AUGCUCGGUCCAGCUGGAAGUGGAGGAACUCCAGGCAGCAAAUCAAUGAAGAAGAAAGGCAGCUUCCUUAGUCGAACUCCUCUUACUCCACGGUAAGGCGUCAAACUCGCAAAGAACAAUUCCCAGCAUGUAGUAUUAUAUUGAGGUAUUCAAGAAAUAUCCAGUGAGCUCCAUAUAUAUCUGGAGCAAAAACGUCAGUCAUUCGGCCUAUGAGAAAAGUGAAGCCAAGAUGGCGGCCAUUGACGUCCAGUAGCUCUGAAAGUCGUAAACAGUUUUAAUACCAUUGUCCCAACUAUUCCAGUUUUUUCUAAUAAACGGACUGUAUCGCAAACCGAGUUGUCAGUUCAUAGAACCCUAGUGUUAUUCUUUAAAUCGAUGUCAAAAUACGAAAUUUCGGGACACUCCUCAGCCAAGGAGGCGGAAAUUGAAGGGAGUUAUUGGACGUCAGUUCCAGUCCCUUUCGAUUGUUUUUGACUGCGCGGUUAACACGAAGCUGGCUUCAGUUUUUGGGCUCGAAUUCUCGCUCCAGAUAUCAUAUGUAUGGAACUCACUGGAAAUAUCAUAAAGUUUGAGAGUUGCUGUUUAAAGAGAACAUUUUCUUAGGCCUUUAAUGGCCAUCUAUUAAAUAAAUGUGACCGUUCAAAUUCAAAAUUGGUCGUCCAUAGAACGGUUGGGCGCUUGUCAUUCAAAGUAAGAAAAUUUUAAAAACAUUUCAUCAAUAGAAAGCAAAGUUAUCUGACAAGUGAAAAAUAAGUUCAUUAAUUAAAAAAAAACACACGGGAACACCAGCAAAAUGUUGUGUUUUAAUGGACUAUCUAUGAUGGAUUUGAACUGAAUACAGAAUAAUAUGGACUGUAUGUGAUCAAUCUAAUCACUAAAAGUGAGGAAUUACGUUCAAAAACUGAAAAAUUUCGAUAGUCUGUCUAGAUAUGAUGGUCUGGGAGCCCGGAAAACUUCAAAGCUACAAAAUAGAAGACUUUUAUGCUGAACUGUACCUCACCGUGCACAAAUGUAUUGUCUCAACUUCAUUAAAUAUUAUUCAUCGUGGUUGCACGUUUCAUCUCAGCUAUCCCAGAUUGGACGGUUACUUAAUUAUACGAAAAUACAAUGAACUCAAUCACCGUGACCGUGCACAAAUUAACAUAAACUCAGACAAAAACAUAAUACAAUGACUUCUGUUCCGUUUCCAUGAGACCAUCGUAUCUUGAUAAUUGAUAUAGACUAUGAUCAAGAGUGAUUUUUUGUAGGUAUAAAACACUCUUGUAUUUCAUAAUGGCUUCGCGGGAGUUAAAAUAACCAAGGUUUUCAGAUCGGGCGAUAUUUUUCAGUUUUUCGUAGAGCCUUUUGUCGUAGAGCCUUUAAUCUGGAUUCAUCGUUCCAGUAUUUAUAGAGUUCGCUGGUUCCAUGUACGCUAAAAAUGAAUUUGUUUUAAAUGUGGGAUUACUAUCUGCCUUGUAACCAGAGACCAUGGCUUGCUGCUAAUCUUUUCUAUAUUGGCGUGAUUGUCUAGCAAACUUUAUCUUUGUCUUUUAUAGAUUUGGCAGUAAAAGCAAACGUCCUAAUAAAAGACCUCAUCAUUUCUUCGACUCGCCAAUGUUAAAGUGA